CACAGCAGAGCCUGAUGCUUCCAAGAGAAUGACAGAAGCAGCAGCAGUCUCUGCCCCGGCUCCCUCUGCUCCUGGAGAAGAAGCCAAAGAGGGGCAAAAGGAGCAAGACGACCACGAGCCUGCAGCUGUGGUCACAGCAGAGCCUGAUGCUUCCAAGAGAAUGACAGAAGCAGCAGCAGUCUCUGCCCCGGUUCCCUCUGCUCCUGGAGAAGAAGCCAAAGAGGAGCAAAAGGAGCAAGACGACCACAAGCCUGCAGCUGUGGUCACAGCAGAGCCUGAUGCUUCCAAGAGAAUGACAGAAGCAGCAGCAGUCUCUGCCCCGGCUCCCUCUGCUCCUGGAGAAGAAGCCAAAGAGGGGCAAAAGGAGCAAGACGACCACGAGCCUGCAGCUGUGGUCACAGCAGAGCCUGAUGCUUCCAAGAGAAUCCUUCCAGAGAAAGAGCAGGAGCAGAUUGCCUUAUCAGAGAUGCCAUGCCAGACUCAGGGAGAGCUGAGAGCCCGAGAGCAGGAAGAGCAGCUCAGGCAGCAGGUGGAAGAGCCACAGGAGAAUGGCCAGAACAUCAAGGCAGAGCCACAAGCAGAGCUGCCCGAAGCUCAGAGUGCCAUCACAGAAGUGAAGAAGAGGAACCAGGAAGAGACAAGAAGAAUUCAAAAGGAGAUGAAUCUCCAUCAGCAGAGGGGUGAUCAACAAAACCAGGUGACUGAAAGAGUGGCAGUCACUCCACUUGUGAAAGAUCCUCUCUCUCGUAUUUUAGAGAAAUUGAAGGAACAGCUGGACACAGACUUUCAGAAAGCUCACGCUAAGAUCAUGGCAAGGGAGAAGAGGCAGGAGGAAGAAAUGAAAAUCAUCAGAGAAAAACUUAAUCCCCUCCCUCAGGCUCUACAAAAGCAAGUGCAAGUGUUGACAUCUCACCGGGCAGCCAGCAAAGACUUCCGGCAAAUGAGUGGCAAUGAAGAGCCCCGAGGCUGGCAAAAUCCAUGA
Vidua macroura (Pin-tailed whydah) is the source of this 982-nucleotide messenger RNA. Its product is annotated as MAP7 domain-containing protein 1-like. NCBI's taxonomy places the organism in Eukaryota, Metazoa, Chordata, Aves, Passeriformes, Viduidae. The transcript has 8 exons. Bases 29 to 982 code for a protein of 317 amino acids. The record is from RefSeq and is a predicted model, not a curated record.